GAUAAAUAUCUCACUCUUGGUAAAUCUUCUUCUGGACGGAAGAAAUCAGUGGGAUCUUCUUCUAUAUCUUCGUAUGCACAAUCACCCAAUGAACUGUCACCUAAAACGCCAGGUAAGAAGACACCAAAACCUUCACCGGAUGCUCAACCCUCUCGAUCCGCAGCGGCAAGAUUCUUACGUCGUGUAGUCUCUGCUCCCAAUGCCAAAGCUCUUCUCAAUCCUACGGAUAUGCCACCAGUACCUCCUGUACCUCCUCUGAAGGGCCUCAAAACACCAGUAGAAAGUAUCAAAAUGCCACGCGAAUCAAAUUCGAAGUCAAAUGGGAGUACAAAAAUGGCAAAGUCUCCCAAUCCUACCGAAGUAGAUUUGACCGUCUCACCUACCGAAUCCCCUCUCCCACAUUCUCUAGCACCAUCAGGGGCUAACACACCUCAUGGAUCACCAUUAGCUUCCCCCAAUUCGGCAUUUCCAUCCAGCUCCUCUGCCAGUCUACCACACAGGGCUCAGAGUUCAAUCCAAGGUCAGGGUCUUUCGGCUACCGGAACACGAGGUGCAAGGGCCUUGACAGUAGGUGCGGCAAGUGGAAGGGCGAGGGAGAUACAGGCUAGCCUUGGUGUAGGACUAGGACUUAAUGAUGCUAUGGAUGGGAAGGAAAGUAAUCAUAAACAAGUGUUCAGAAGGACUUAUAGUUCAAAUUCGAUCAAAACGCGAUCGGUCGCUGUGGGCCCAUCAUCUUUCCAAAAGAUAAAGCUGCUCGGUAAAGGCGAUGUGGGUAAGGUCUAUCUAGUACGGGAGAAAAAGACGGAAAAAUUGUAUGCCAUGAAAGUUCUGUCAAAAGACGAAGUUGUUAAACGGAACAAGAUCAAACGUGCAUUGGCCGAACAAGAGAUAUUGGCCACUGCCAAUCACCCAUUCAUCGUAACGAUGCACCAUUCGUUCCAAUCGCCGGAUUAUAUAUUCUUUGUUCUCGAUUACUGCAUGGGUGGAGAAUUUUUCCGUGCAUUGCAGACCAGACCUGGCAAGUGUCUGGAAGAGAACAGCGCCAAGUUUUAUGCCGCGGAGGUCACUGCUGCGUUGGAAUAUCUGCACCUGAACGGAUACAUAUACCGGGAUUUGAAGCCUGAGAAUAUCCUUCUCCACCAAUCAGGUCAUAUCAUGUUAUCCGAUUUCGACCUUUCCAAACAAUCCAACGAACCAGGUGGUGCACCUGCUGGUAUCAAGCAAGGAGGACCUAAUGGUUCUCUUCUCGUUGAUACCCGAUCGUGCAUUGCAGACUUCCGUACGAAUUCGUUUGUCGGUACGGAAGAAUAUAUUGCUCCAGAGGUUAUAAGAGGUAAUGGACAUACCAGUGCUGUGGAUUGGUGGACCUUGGGAAUACUGGUUUAUGAGAUGAUUUACGCUACGACCCCGUUCAAAGGUCCGAAUCGUAAUGCAACAUUUGCCAACGUCUUGAAAAACGAAGUUUCUUUCCAAGACGGUCACGCGGUUUCUAAUGCUAUACGCAAGUUGUUGAUAAAAGAUGAACAUAAACGUUUAGGUUCUAGUAGUGGAGCUAGUGAGAUAAAAUCACAUAAAUGGUUUGCUAGUAUAAGCUGGGGAUUAUUGAGGCAUAUGACACCACCUAUCGUCCCAGCCGAAUCUAACGGUAUAGACGCUAUAAACUUUCGUACAAUCCGUGAUUCCAAAUCUCUCGAUUUUGAACGAUCUCCCAUUUUAGGUGAUAUGAUUCACGCUCAAGCUGGUUCACCAUCAGUCAGGACGGGAUCAGCAACACCGGGAAUGUUGACGCCGAAAGAAUUGAAUAGCGAGGUUAAUCCAUUUGGAGAGUUUAGUAGCGUUACGAGGGAUGUUGGUGAUUGGUGAGGAUUUGUGUGUCUCUGAGUUUUGUUUGUAUACUCAGUCAAAACUUUGGAAGAAAGACUCUUUACACGACAUGUUUCUUCCGUUCUGCUUCACUCGACAGAAUAUCGAUUUUGCUAUUUCACACGACUUCACUCGAAUUUUCAACCCCACAUGAAAUGACUGGAAACCAUCGUACUCGACAUGGAAGGGUCAGGAAAAGGGGAUGUCCUCAUGGGGAGUUAGUGUACGGAAGUCUUCUUGCUUCGUGUGAUUGAAUGGGGAUCUUAGAGAGAGGGGAAAGGUGAGGUAGGUGUUUGAUACAUGUUGCCAUCCAAUUUGAAAAUUUAGAGAAUGCGAGGGAGAAAGAUGAGGUUGUAUAUAGAAAAAAACAAAAAUGUUGAUAAGACUGUUUGAAAAAAUCUGCAUUGAUAACAUUUCG
Molecule: messenger RNA, 2281 nt
Organism: Tremella mesenterica DSM 1558
Lineage: Eukaryota; Fungi; Basidiomycota; Tremellomycetes; Tremellales; Tremellaceae
Exons: 8
Coding region: 229-1863 (544 amino acids)
Biological process (GO): protein phosphorylation
Cellular component (GO): plasma membrane; nucleus; cytoplasm
Molecular function (GO): protein serine/threonine kinase activity; ATP binding
Source: RefSeq, a predicted model, not a curated record